AUGUUACAUUUUAGGUUUUCUGUGGUUUUGAAGGAGUUGAACAAACCGAAUCUAAAGCGCCGUUUACCAGCUCUUGUUAGAAAUAAGACGACACCAUCCGCCUAUUGCUGCCUCAGCACCGCAUGUAAUAAUGUCAAAUUAGUGUCCAAACUGAGGGCUAAGCAUGCCGGCGGACACAGGCCAUUGUGGUAUGCAUUCCAGGCGGACCGGCAUCUGUGUAACAGGACGGAGUCUGACGGGAAGAAGAAUGAGACCACCUCCACAGACAAGAUUAGGAAAGCGGGUCUCCUGCCUAGCCUGGAGGACCUUCUCUUCUACACCAUCGCAGAAGGUCAAGAGAAGAUCCCAGCUCACAAGUUUACCACCGCUCUGAAAGCCACUGGUCUGCGCACUGGAGACCCACGGCUGAAAGAAUGCAUGGAGAUGCUGAAGGUCACCUUGAAGACCACCUCAGAUGGAGCACUGGACCGUCACCUCUUUAAAAAGUGUGUCCAGAGCAACAUAGUUUUGCUGACCCAGGCUUUCCGCAAGAAGUUUGUCAUUCCGGACUUCCAGGCCUUCACGGCACACAUUGAUGAACUGUAUGAGAACGCCAAGAAACUGUCAGGAGGACAGGUGGCAGACUACAUUCCUCAACUUGCCAAAUUCAGCCCAGACCUUUGGGCUGUGGCACUCUGCACUGUAGAUGGACAAAGACACACAGUGGGUGACACCAAAGUCCCGUUCUGCCUGCAGUCUUGCGUGAAGCCACUGAAAUAUGCGGUCGCCGUUCACGACCACGGCACGGAGUACGUUCACCGCUUCAUCGGUAAAGAGCCCAGCGGCCUGCGCUUUAACAAACUCUUCCUCAAUGAAGAUGAUAAACCCCACAAUCCCAUGGUUAAUGCAGGUGCCAUUGUGUGUACCUCCCUGAUCAAGCAAGGAGCAAGUAAUGCGGAGAAGUUUGACUAUGUCAUGAACUUCAUGAAUAAGCUGGCUGGGAAUGAAUAUGUGGGUUUCAGCAAUGCUACAUUCCAGUCGGAGCGUUUGUCAGGAGACAGGAAUUUUGCCAUUGGCUACUAUCUGAAAGAAAAGAAGUGCUUUCCAGAGGGAACAGACAUGACCUCCAUUCUGGAUUUCUACUUCCAGCUGUGCUCUAUCGAGGUCACAUGUGAGAGUGCCAGUGUUAUGGCUGCCACCCUGGCCAACGGUGGCUUCUGUCCAAUCACAGGAGAGCGUGUGCUGAACCCCGAGGCCGUGCGCAACACGCUGAGUCUCAUGCACUCCUGCGGCAUGUACGACUUCUCUGGGCAGUUUGCCUUCCAUGUGGGACUGCCGGCUAAGUCUGGGGUAGCAGGAGGCAUUCUGCUAGUGGUGCCCAAUGUAAUGGGCAUCAUGUGUUGGUCUCCUCCACUGGAUAAACUGGGCAACAGUGUACGCGGCAUCCAGUUCUGCACGGAUCUCGUGCAGCUCUUCAAUUUCCAUAACUACGACAACCUGAGGCAUUUUGCCAAGAAGCUCGACCCACGUAGAGAGGGCGGGGACCAACGGGUUAAGUCAGUCAUCAACCUGCUCUUUGCUGCCUACACUGGAGACGUCUCUGCCCUCAGGAGGUUUGCUCUGUCUUCAAUGGACAUGGAACAGAGAGAUUAUGACUCCAGGACAGCACUGCACGUGGCUGCAGCAGAAGGCCAUGCUGAAGUCGUACGCUUCUUGCUGGAGGCCUGCAAAGUGAACCCAGUGCCCAGAGACAGGUGGGGUAACACACCCAUGGACGAGGCUGUCCACUUUGGGCACCAUGACGUUGUGACAAUUCUCCAGGACUACCACAACAAGUACAGCCCUCAAGACAGCAAAACCUCAGCAGACAAGGAGACAGCUGAGAAAAACCUGGAUGGGAUGCUGUAG
Chanos chanos (milkfish) is the source of this 1887-nucleotide messenger RNA. RefSeq names its product glutaminase a (gene glsa). NCBI's taxonomy places the organism in Eukaryota, Metazoa, Chordata, Actinopteri, Gonorynchiformes, Chanidae. The record is from RefSeq and is a predicted model, not a curated record. Bases 1 to 1887 code for a protein of 628 amino acids. Gene Ontology annotation, molecular function: glutaminase activity; protein binding. Gene Ontology annotation, biological process: L-glutamine catabolic process. The transcript is spliced from 18 exons.